This is a messenger RNA of Spirodela intermedia, 486 nucleotides long. NCBI's taxonomy places the organism in Eukaryota, Viridiplantae, Streptophyta, Magnoliopsida, Alismatales, Araceae. The record is from the annotation of a GenBank genome assembly.
AUGGGGAAGAAGAGACCGGGUUUGGCGGGGGGAGCUUGGAAGCUGCUCACGUUGGCCUUGCUGUGGGCGAGGAAAGGCGGAGUCUUCAAACGGGGGCUUCUGUCAGAGCUCCGGCGCUUGCUCAACUGCGUCAAGAGCCUCAAGGCCUCACCCUCCGAGGUUGUCGACAAGACUCCCCUCUUCUUCUCUAUCAAUCGCCGGCGAAAAUCCAGGGAGAUUCCAAGCAUCCCCUGCUUCAAACCCACAGUGGAUUUCGAUUAUGACGGCGUGGAUGAAGAGCGAGAAUGGGGAGGAGGACGAUAUCUUAUAGAGGGCCGCAGCGAAGAGUCGGUGGUUGCCGAAGAAGAAGAAGAAGAGGAAGAAGAAGAGUCCAUUGACAAGAAGGCCGAGGAGUUCAUAGCCAGGUUCUACGAGCAGCUGCAUUUGCAACAACAGAGAUCGUUUCUGCUGCAGAACCAGCCCCCUCACCCCCUGAGCGCGACGUGA